AUGGUAGAAAUUAUCAAGUACCAGGGCUUUGACCAUAUAUGGCAAUACUCGGGCCCAUGGCUAUAUUACUUGUUGGCACUAUACGUCAGUUUACCAUUCCUUGCUUACAAGUUGCUUCCAUACGUGUUUCAUAGAAAAGUCAACCAUAAUAGGAAAAGUAUACUCAUACUCGUUAUGGGGGACUUGGGCCACUCGCCGAGAAUGUGUUACCAUGCAUUGUCGUUUAGCAAGCUUGAGUUUAGCGUCAACCUAUGUGGAUACGUGGAGACACAACCGAGUCACCAAGUCAUUGACGACCUCAACAUCGACAUCACUCCAAUUACUUCAGUCAAAAACACAGAGAAUCUUCCCUUUGUCUUGUUUGCAGCGAAAAAGAUUAUUGUCCAAAUUCAACAAAUUGGCGAGAUCUUGUGGAAAACCCGCGAUCAAACCGAUUUCGUCAUGAUCCAGAACCCCCCGAGCAUCCCCAUUUUGUUGGUCAUCGUAUUGUUCAAAAUCCUCUUUAGUCGACAAUUGAAAAUAGUCAUUGACUGGCACAACUUGAACUACACCAUUUUGAACCUUCGGUACAAAAACCUUGCACAUCCAGUGGUCAAACUUGCGAGAGCCUAUGAAAAGUUCUUGGCAAGGUUUGCUAGCUUGAACAUCACCGUGACAAAGAAGAUGAAAAACUUUUUGGUGGACGAGUUUGCAUUGGAUAAAUCAAAAGUAACUACAUUUUACGAUCGGCCAGGUGACCAGUUUCAACCCAUAUUGAGCAAAGAUGCUAUUUUCAAACAUGAGAUUUUCCAAGGUAUAGAGAAUAUUGCAGACUUCAAGAUUCUUGUUAGUGCAACAUCCUUUACGCUAGACGAAGACUUUGGCAUCCUACUAGACGCAUUGAAAAAGUACGAACUAGAUCCAAAAUCGCAACCAGUGAUUCUAAUAGUCACGGGAAAAGGCCCACUCAAAAACCAAUUCCUACAAGCAGUGGAGGAGUGUAAAUAUUCACCAAAAGUCAUUGUGAAAACAGCAUGGUUGUCAUCUGAAGAUUAUCCACGAAUCCUAGCGAGUGCAGACUUGGGGGUUUCGCUACACACCUCAUCGAGUGGGAUCGACCUUCCGAUGAAGAUUGUCGAUUUCUUUGGAUGCGGCGUCCCCGUGGUAUCUUUGAAUUUUCCAGCAAUCAAUGAGUUGGUCAAGGAAGGUAAGAAUGGAAUGAUUGCGCAGACAUCAACCUCAGAAGAGAUUUGUAAAUUGAUCACAGACAUUUUAGCCAAUGAUGCAUUAUUGGCACGUUUAAAAGAAGGAGCUUUGCAAGAAAGUAGAUCACGAUGGAAGGAGAAUUGGAUACAGACGUUACAGCCAAAAUUUGUAACUUCAUAG
This is a messenger RNA of Lodderomyces beijingensis, 1365 nucleotides long. Lineage: Eukaryota; Fungi; Ascomycota; Pichiomycetes; Serinales; Debaryomycetaceae. The record is from the annotation of a GenBank genome assembly.